AGGUCGGUGCGCGCGCAGGGGCGGGAGGGGGAGUCUGGGUGGGAGCGGGUACAGGCGACGGGUCAGGGGCCGCAUCACCAACACGGACACAGACCGGAGAAGACACGAGUCCAUGGAGAGGCGAGUCUCUCCCGUGUCAUUUACAUCCACAGCCGCAAACCUCCUCUAACCUCGGGCCGGCUCUCCUCCUGGCUCUCCGCAGUGGGUGUGAGUCGGGUGGUCGUGGAAGGAAAUCCCUGCGUGCGGGAAGGGAGAGGUGCGACUGGGGUCGCCGUGACUGCAGCCGGGGAAGGAGGAGGAGCCGCCGCCUCUAUGAUGAAGUUUAAGCCGAACCAGACUCGGACUUACGACCGGGAGGGUUACAAAAAGAGAGCGGCCUGUUUGUGCUUCAGGAACGAACGGGAAGAUGAGGUACUUUUAGUCAGCAGUAGUCGUUAUCCAGAUCAGUGGAUUGUACCAGGUGGAGGAAUGGAGCCCGAAGAGGAGCCGGGUGGUGCAGCAGUGAGGGAAGUGUAUGAAGAGGCUGGAGUAAAGGGGAAGUUAGGACGGCUCUUGGGAAUCUUUGAGCAGAACCAAGACAGGAAGCAUAGGACGUACGUUUAUGUUCUUACAGUAACUGAAGUACUUGAAGACUGGGAAGAUUCAGUAAACAUUGGGAGGAAGAGAGAGUGGUUUAAAGUUGAAGAUGCCUUGAAAGUUCUGCAGUGUCACAAACCAGUACAUGCAGAGUAUUUGGAAAAGUUGAAAUUAGGAUGUUCCCCAACCAAUGGAAAUUCAGUAGUAUCCACCCUACCUGACAACACCUCUCUUUAUGUUACUUCUGCACAGACUUCUAGCCUGCCAUCGACUGUGAGAUAAAUAUUUUGAGCUCUGGGGUGACUUACUGCUCAUGUUCAUUCAUAUGGAGAAUGGCCUUUGAUGUUCUCAUGCCAACAUUAUAUUUUGACCUGGAUUCCUGAACACAGUCUACAGAAAACAUUUUUUUUUUUCUUUCUUUACAACGUGUUUUGAAAUUUUGGGUUUUUAACAAUGUAUAAUAGUGUUUCAUCAAACCAAAGCCAUAUGGAUUUUUUUAGAUGCCUUAAAAGGCCAUUUUCUCCCAUCUUACGUCUUUUCAGCCACUACCAUUGAGAUCUAUGUAUGAAUUUUAUGUGGUGACAAAGUCAAAUUUAUUUUUCCCAACUGUGUGCUGGGAGAACUUUUCUUCACUGCUGGAUGCACGGUGGGCCUAUAGUGCCAUGCAUUUGUGGUUCUCCUUGUAGUAAAUAAGCAUGGAUUGCAGAGGAAAUAGUGGCACUUUUGGGAUAAGUAUGUGAAAUGUUUACCGUACAAAUAGUUUUGUCCUGAAUUGUUUUUUGUUAAAGGCCUGUUUUUACUCCAAUUUGAGAACACGUUUAUUGGCUUUGCGAGAACUAAAAUAUGAAUCUCCUAUAUGUAAUGUAAUUUUUGUAAUUAUUUUGUAAGAUUCUAGAAUCUCCCCUUUUCAGAGACCCAGAUACCUCCUAAAGCCAUAUCCAGCUUAAAGGCGAUGGAUCUUGUUAAAUAUCAGUAUAAAACUAUAGACUUUUCCAUGUCCAUUAAUACCUGGGCAUUGGUAAAUACCGUAAUAAGUAGCAAAAAACUGCUAAUGUUUUCCAUCUGGUACUAUAAAGGUUAUAUGUGCUUUUCAGUAGUCUAAAAAACACAUAUCUCCUUGAUUCAGUUAUUCAUAAAGUGUGCGAUUAAGUUUUAACCAUUGGUCCGUUUUCUGCUAACAACAAAGCUUUGCUUUGAAUUCAAACAAAUUAAGGUCAGAAAUGUUUUCCAUGUACAAAAAUGGCAAAUUUAUUUGAUUUCUGUUUUCGUAGUAUUUUAAUAAAAACAUAUUUGCCUUUUGAAUUAUAGGGGCAGUUUAGGAGUAAUCAUCUGAGUAGCUAUUGUAUUUGCAACAUUCAUGAUAAGCAAAUGUAAUGCAUGUUAAUUAGUAAAUGGUAUGUCACACUUUAUGAAGAAAGCAAAAGGAUUUAAAUAGAAUCUAAUAUCAUUGCAAAGAGUGUGAGCUAAACGCAGUUUCUUUCUCAGGUUAUGUACCAUUGGUUUGUACAAAUGACUUUGUAAAUACAGCAAAAAAGAUACUUCUCUAUGAAAUCCUUUUUUUCCUACUUAAUGUAAAAUCUGUCAGAUUUAAAGGGACAUGAAAGUCAAUUGCAACCUUUGUGAUUUACUUCAUUUUUGUAUAAUUUGUUGAAGAGCAUACCUAGGUUGGCUCAGGUGUGUGCGUGUGUUAAGCGGUAUAUGGCAGCAGUAUUUGCAAUAAUGUGUAUUGCAAACACUGCUGCGAUAUAGUGCACAAACUGCACUCUAUUGAGCAUAAUUAGGUCUGCUCUUCAGCAAAAGAUACCGAGAGAACAAACUAAAUGUGUUAAUAGAAGUAAAUUGGAUUUUUUUUAAGUACAUUCUCUAUCAGAAUUGUAAAAGUUUAAUUUUGACUUUCAUGUUGCUUUAAAAAUGUGUUAGAUGCCUUUAACUGUGUUGAGGCAAUGUUUUGUGAAGAAAAACCAAAGCCUCUUCAAGAGCAGGUCAUCUGUUGCAACCUUAAGAGGACAUGCGGUUGAUAAGUUCUAUGUAGAUAAGAUGUAAUUUUGCUUCAUGUGUUGACAUUAUAUUCAAUGUAUAAAUGCAUUAUGUAAAUAUUCAAACCAGUAAAUCAUCCGCGAGUGUAAAAAGAUGGUUGUUGUAAUUUAAACAUUUUGUUACUCAACACGUUUUCUUCUACUUUAACACGUGUAAUGCUGCUAUAAAUUUCAAAGAAUUGUGAUUGCUAUUACACCUUUUUUUUUUUUUUAAGAACUGUUGUGCCACAAUUGAUGUGUUCAUUAACUCUGCCUGUGCCAUAUGGUUGCCUUUAAACCUUUCAGAGUAAGUUGUACCAUGCAUAUUUAUGUUGUAAGAUAAAUCCUUUUUUAUUUAAAACUUUCUAAGGAACAAAUGCUGGAAAUAUUCAGGUUAUACUGAACAUAUCGGUUUCUGCAGAAUAUGCUUAACAGUAGGUUAAUGAUACCACCUUUUGUGUCUUCAAAGCAAUCAACAUAUCUGAUUUUUUAUAUUUCAUGUAUUUUUGUUUAUAAAAUUGAAUUCAAAUCCCAAGUCCGUAAAUUCUCAUAACUCCAGUUAUAAGAAAAAUAUAAACCGGCUUUAAAUCUAAACAAUGAUUUAUGUUUUCUUUGAUUACAUAGAUAAAGCUUUCUUCAAACAUAGAGAACCAGUUUGAUUUUUUUUUCCCCAGUAUGUAUCGUUUCCUCCUGAUAAACAAAAUAUACAAAUAUUGAUGUAUGAGAAUCUGUUGGGGGUAAAGCACACAACAAGUCUACGUUUUAAAUAUACACAUGUACUGGUGAUCUGGUCACUCCAGGUUUGUUGUGAUUAUCAUUGUGUGACUAAUUUAUGCGAUUUAUGUGACUAAAAAAAAGCAAAAAAAAGUCUUAAAAAAAAAAGAAAAACAAUCUUUUGACAGUAUGUUUUGAGUGUAUAAUGCAGAUCCUUAAACUUGACCCUCCAGAGGUUUUGGAACUACAUUUCCCAUGAUGCUCAGCCAGCUGAUAUGCUGGCUGAGCAUCAUGGGAAAUUAAGCUCCACAACCUCUAGAGGGCCAGGUUUAAGGCUGUAUGUUAUAAUGCAUCAUUUUAAACUAUCCAAUAGUGUGUUUGAUACAUAUGUAUACCGUAUUGUAGCUUCCCAGCUGAAUAUUUUGAUUUAGUUUUUCUUUUGUGGAAACCAUCUGUAGUUAUUUGUGCCAAACACAUGACCUUUUCUAACAUGCAAUUUCUAUGCAACCUUGAACAAUCACUUUAAAUGACGUUUCGUUCGUCUUUUUGUGUUAUAUGUUCAAGUUAAUCCACUUAAAAAAUCCACACUAUUCUCUGUAAGGUAUGAUGUAUGUUAUUUUUAAGACCGACUCUUAUAAACUUUGAUUCACUGGUUCACUCAAAUUUAGAAACUAUCAUAGCAAGUACUUUAGUUUGUGAAGGUUCUCAGGUCCCUUUAAUAGUUGCUGACAGCAUCUACUGUAGCCUCUAAUGGAACUUAUCUCUAUGUUUUAAAAUUGCUUGUCUAACAGCCUGGGACCUCAUACAUAGCAGUGGUUUGUAGUUUACAGAUAGAUAAAAGUAAAUUCAGCUCCCGGAUUGAAGGAGUUAAGUCAUUAGUAUAGAUUCAUUUAAUUCACCCAUAUGACUGAUUUAACUCACAGAAUCCCAGUAUGAGACAAUGUGUUUUUAAUAUGGUUUGAAUGGCAAUUGUGUGUAUGAAUUGUAAUGACCAUCACCUAAUUUUCUUUUAAAGGGACAUAAUACUCCUAUGCUAAAUCACUUAAAACUGAUGCAGUAUAACUGUAAAAAGCUGGCAGGUUAAUAUCACUUGAGCAUCUCUAUGUAAAAAAGGAAGAUAUUUUACCUCACAAUAUCCUUAGCUCAGCAAGUUCUGUGUAAAAAGUUGUAAUUCAGCUGCUGCCCAGCUGCAGGUCAUAAAAAAUGAAGAAAUGAACUGCAACCAAUUGGCAUCAACAGUGCUGAGGUCAUGAACUUACUGUGAUCUCAUGGGAUUUCAUCGUAAACUUCCUUAACGUGAAUGUCAAUUUUUGACGCUAAAGUGCAGAGUUUUUAAAAAUUUGAUUAAAAACAUGGACACUGUAAUUCAUCAAAAUUUACAUUUCACUCCUGUAAAGAAAGUUACCUUUUAAUCUUCACAGCAGCUCCAGCUUCCUCCACCCGUUGCAAAGCCUCUUCAUGGGUCUAAAAUGAGGAAUCAGGCUUCCUCUAAUCACGGCAUUGAAUCACACUGAUUCCCCCGGGGGGAAGCCGUGAUUGAAGGAUGACCUAUCCAUCAUUUCUGACGUCAGAAAUGGCUUGCAACGACCGGAGGAAGCUGGAGCUGCUGUGAAGAUUAAAAGGUAAGUUUUUUUUUUUCACAACAGGAGAGAAAUGUAAAUUGUGAUUAAUUAAAGUGUCCCUGUUUUUAAUCAAAUUUUUAAAAACCGGGCACUUUAGCAUCAAAAUUGACAUUCACUUUAAACUGAAUAGGGAAAUAACAUGAGUGCACAAGGCUCAAUCCCUUAGCUGUCAUGGGACAGACAUGCUGAUUUGCUGCUUAGAAGUCCUUUACAAUGGGAUGUGGCUACUGAGGAACUGAUAUUUUCUAGUCAGAAUUUUACAGCUAUGCUGCAUCACUUUCAAGUGUUUCAACAUUUGGGUAUCAUGGCCCUUUAAUAAGUUUAAUAAAUAAAAGCUAUGUUUUACUUUUAGUGAUGAUAUAAUUUAGCUAUACUCUUUAAAAAAAAAAAGUAAAGGUGUACACAAUGUUCUUUUGUCAAGCUCUUUUUGACCUAGUUAUCUACUAUAAUGAGACUGGUGGUGUUUAGCGUUUUUUGGCAAGCAUUGGUGUCUAGCUUUAAAAUGAGAAAAAUAAGUGCUUUCCUUGUAAACCGAAGGCUGUAAGCUAUAGCUCAAUGAUGCAAAUAUAAAUGUAAUUGUUGUCACCUGGAAUAUGAAUUUAUCAUUCUGCUACCAGUUAAGCUCAGAUGUUACCCAAUGCACCUUAGAUAGAUCAAUGGUAAUGACACAGAAGGGUAUACCAGGUGCUUUAGUAGCUGCUAUAAAGCUCUACAAAAGAAAAAAAAAUGUGAAAAUGUUAAUGCACAUUAUCGCUUGUAAAUAAACGUUUAGUAUAGAUCAUCCACAUUUGUAAAUAUUUCUGAUUGAAGUACCAAUUUGUAAAAUAAACAGUGUCACUAUA
Messenger RNA from Bombina bombina (fire-bellied toad), 5769 nucleotides. It is a transcript of the gene NUDT4, whose product is annotated as nudix hydrolase 4. Bases 313 to 858 code for a protein of 181 amino acids. Gene Ontology annotation, cellular component: nucleus; cytoplasm. The transcript has 5 exons. Gene Ontology annotation, biological process: diadenosine pentaphosphate catabolic process; adenosine 5'-(hexahydrogen pentaphosphate) catabolic process; diadenosine hexaphosphate catabolic process. Gene Ontology annotation, molecular function: diphosphoinositol-polyphosphate diphosphatase activity; bis(5'-adenosyl)-hexaphosphatase activity; endopolyphosphatase activity. The record is from RefSeq and is a predicted model, not a curated record. Lineage: Eukaryota; Metazoa; Chordata; Amphibia; Anura; Bombinatoridae.